AUGAGCUCCUUCUUCUCUGACAGCCCCACACACCCAGCAAAUCUUAUUUGCGAAUUGUGCCGUUUGUUCUACAACAAUGGUUGGGUCACUGGUACUGGAGGCGGCAUUUCUAUUAGAGACGUGGAUGGGCCGAACCCUAAUAUCGUCUACAUUGCACCUUCUGGAAUCCAAAAGGAACGUCUCCAGCCAAGAGAGAUGUUUGUGGCAGAAUUGCCCGGCAAGAUUCUCAGAUCGCCCAAUGAUGACAGCGAUGGCCAGCCUCUUUCUCCUGAUCUAGCAAAGUCUUUCCGCUACAAGCCUCUGGCAUGUACACCAUUGUUUUUGAGUUGCUACAACAUGAGAGAUGCCGGUGCAUGUAUCCACACACACAGUCAGAACGCGGUGAUGGCCACUUUAUUGUUUGAAGAUAAGGUUGAGUUCAGCAUGAGCCAUAUUGAGCAGAUCAAAGCGUUGCCGCACUUGCAAGUGGACUCUGACACCGGGAAAGUACAGAAAGUGGGGUCCAUGCAGUUUUAUGAUACCAUGGUGCUUCCCAUCAUUGACAAUACCCCUCACGAGGAAGACUUGACCGACUCAUUGCAAGAGGCCAUCAAAAAUUAUCCUGGGGCCACUGCUGUUUUGGUUCGUCGCCACGGAAUUUACGUUUGGGGUGAAACAGUCUGGAAGGCCAAAGUGUACAAUGAAGCUAUAGACUACUUGCUCGAGUUGGCAAUCAAAAUGCACCAGGCGGGCAUUCCUUUGGUGAAGAAGUAG
Molecule: messenger RNA, 753 nt
Organism: Clavispora lusitaniae ATCC 42720
Lineage: Eukaryota; Fungi; Ascomycota; Pichiomycetes; Serinales; Metschnikowiaceae
Product: methylthioribulose 1-phosphate dehydratase
Cellular component (GO): cytoplasm
Molecular function (GO): metal ion binding; methylthioribulose 1-phosphate dehydratase activity
Source: RefSeq, a predicted model, not a curated record